Tetranychus urticae (two-spotted spider mite) is the source of this 1159-nucleotide messenger RNA. The record is from RefSeq and is a predicted model, not a curated record. Lineage: Eukaryota; Metazoa; Arthropoda; Arachnida; Trombidiformes; Tetranychidae.
CUAUAAAGUGUGUAUCAAAUGGAGCUAUUUAAUUGCUAAGCGAACUAAAAAAGUUAAAUACUUGAUGGAAUGUCCUAUCUACGCAUCUGAUUAUGUUUUUUAUGAAGGACUAGAUUUGAUUGAUGAGACCACUCUGAGCACAUUAUUUCCAAACAUAAUAGUUUUUGAGAAUUCGAAUGGAGAUGAUAAAACAUUUUUUUCUAAAUGCAUGAAAGCAAAAGAUGCUGAAAAAGUUGGUUCAUUUGUCAGAAAUCAUGAAUCGUUGAAGGGAAUAAUCAAUUUCCUUGAUGUUCCAAUAGAAAAAUAUUGUGAUAAACUCGAAAUGCUAAGCACCCAUCAUAUUGAGCCAGAUAUCCUACAAAAUGGUUCCAAUAUGAGACAAUUGUACAUUGGGAAUGUUACUCUAGAUGAUUUCAAAAGAGUUGCUCAUUAUUUCCCGAAUCUGGAAAAACUACGUAUUAGAGAUGAAGGUGUUCAUCAUUUCAACAAAGGACCAGUUUUUGAAAAGCUUAAAAUAGCUGAACUUGACUUGUCGUCUCCUGAUGAGAUUUGUUAUGCUUUCCAGUUCAUGGAUUCAUGUCCAAAUUUGCAAAGUGCACAUAUUUACACAAAAGAUCAUCGCUUUUUUGUUGAUGGAAACUCGAAACUCGAAUGUUUGCAAGAUUUAGUUUUAUCUUAUAUUGGCCCUUCUCGAAUCGACUGGAAUGAUUUAAAAAGAUUGUUUAUGGAGUAUCCGAAUCUUAAACAUCUUAGGUUGGACAGACUGUGGAUGUACGAUGAACAUAUCGAGCAAUUGGUUCACAUUUUACCCGAAUUAGUACUUUUGCAUAUUCAUGAUUCUCCUAGAGUCACUCAAAGGGCUGCUGAUUAUGUUGAAAAUUAUUGUAAACGGUAUGGAAGAUCAAUCAAGUUUUACUUCAAUGAUGACGAUGACUACAAUCAAGUCGCAUCAGAAUGGCCUCAGUUGUCCACUGAAGAUGAAGAGUUUAGUCUAGGCUUUGAUUUCAUGAAACAUUGUUUUCUUAAAUAUUUCGAUGCCCUUCCCUAUUUCUUGAUUCCUAUUGAUUAUUGAGAACCGCAUACUUAUUAAUUUAUUUGUUAUUUUUAUACCUCGGAAGCCCAUUGUUUUAUCAAUAAAAUGUAUUCUACCAUCCUCAAA